AUGACAAGUGUGAACGCCAUGGAAGACGAAAGUUGUAACGAUACGCACUAUUUUGUAGAACAUCAGCAAGUAUCUGAUCUGAUCCAGAAACUAAUCUGUACAAAGCAUUUAACAUCCGAGGGCACUAUCAAUCAUGAGUUUCUAGCAGUUCACUCUACUAUCAUUCGAAUUCUCGACAGAUAUUUAGAACAAUCAAAUCUACUCGAUCCUUAUUUCCAUGAGAUAUUGGACCCUAUUAUAAAGGAGAUUCUCUAUCUACUAGCGACCAGCACAAUACUAUCAAGACCUCCUCAUACAACAAAUGAUCCAGUACUAUCAUCAUCUCAAGUAUCUCAUGAUCCAAGACUGGACAAAUUCUUUCAACUUGUGUACCAAUUGUGUAAACUCCGUGGCUACAAGACAAUUCUCAAGUAUCUACCACAUGAUGUGAUCCAUUUUGAACCAAUUCUUCAAUUACUCCAGACUCAAGAUUCAAGUGAUUAUACUACAUGGGAGACACGUUAUGUGGUCUUAUUAUGGCUCUCAAUACUUUGUCUCGUACCAUUUGAUCUCAAUACGAUUGAUUCCUCAACGUGUCAUACAAAUAUGAAUGACGUGAGUGACAAGAAUUCAAUGCCCAUUGUAUCCAGUAUUAUGACACUUUGUCUCAAGUAUUUUGAGGAUUCAGGUCCGACUCAAAUUGCAGCAGCAGUUUGUUUAUCCCGAUUACUUAGUCGACCUGACAUGGAACAUCAUUAUUUAAUCCAGUUUCUCACAUGGUCGAAUCAAGAACUUCUUCUUGCAUCGGAAAAUACGGAUAUGCGGGUAUUGCAAUUUAAAGUGACUGGAAUUAUGCUCUGUCUUGCUCACAUUGCCAAGAACUCGCCACGAAAGCAACAUAUUGAAGCCAGUCGUAUCUAUUUUGCCUCGGUGAUGCGGCUAGUAGCUCACUUGACGGAGGGAAAUGCACGAUUGGAUCGUCCAAAGAGCAGCACGUUGCAUCGCAAACUAAGUAUCAAGCUUGUGCAACGCCUUGGACUACUUCACUUGCCACCAAAAGUACGUUCAUGGCGCUAUAGCCGUGGGUUACGAUCGUUGGAGCUUACUCUGCAGUCAUCGGGACUAGCUGAGAGCAACGUUGUGAUUUCAACCUCGCAAACUUGUCAUGCCGAUAAGACUAACAAAGAUAACGAUGAUGAUGCGCUUGAAGUGGUGGAAGAGCUGGAACAGAUAGUUGAGGUGCUGUUGUGUGGAUUACGAGACAGAGAUACAGUGGUGCGAUGGUCGGCAGCGAAGGGUAUUGGGCGGAUCACUGGCCGUUUGCCGUAUGAGUUUGCAGACGAUAUUGUCCAGUCUGUGCUCGAAUUCUUUGUGGCCACGGAAGACAAUGGUGCUUGGCAUGGUGCUAGUCUGGCACUGGCAGAACUUGCUCGCCGUGGUGUCUUGAUACCUCAGCGCUUACCAGAAGCAGUGGAAUGUGUUGCUAAUGCACUGAAGUACGAUAUUCGAAAGGGUACAUACAGCAUUGGCUCUCAUGUCCGCGAUGCUGCUUGCUAUGCGUGUUGGUCGUUUGCACGCGCGUACGAACCCUCUCUCCUCUUGCCUUGGCUAAAACAAGUCCUUGCACCAGCAAUGCUGGUAAACUGCGUCUUUGAUCGCGAGUUAAACUGCCGUCGUGCUGCGUCUGCAGCUUUUCAAGAAAACGUUGGCCGGCAAGGAAGCACGAACUUUCCAAGCGGUAUUGAUUUGCUUACCAAAGCAGAUUAUUUCUCAGUGGCGAAUGUACGUCACGCGUAUCUGGACGUGAGUGUCUUUGUCGCAAAGUAUCCGGAAUAUCGAUAUCCGUUAUUAGAGCAUCUCAUCAGUUCUAAGAUAGGUCACUGGGAUGUUCAGAUCCGCGGUCUUGCUGCUGCUGCGCUAGGUAAGAUAGGUGCAUUAGAUCCGCCAAAUGCCAUGAUUCACUUGUUUCCACGACUACUUGAAUUUUCUCUCUCUCCAGAUGUCGAAGUAAUUGUUCGUCAUGGUGCUGUGAUCAGUAUUGCGGACCUUCUCAUGUGUCUGUCCCAGGUCCCUGUGUAUAUUGAUGGAGAGCUGCAAAAGAAGAUCAAGAUGCUGCCCAUUGAAGUUGACAGACGCCGUUUGUUUCGUGGACGCGGUGGUGAGAUGAUUCGAAGUGCUAUUUGCAAUGUGAUUGAAGUGAUAUCGAUUUCUCGAUUUAGUCUUGGAUUUGCUCAUGUGAAGAAAUAUCUGGCGAUGCUUGAAGAAUGCUUUGUGCACCCUAAUGAAAGCGUUCGUGAAGCUGCUAUUGAUGCUUUUGGUGCUUUCACUGCUUACUACUGCCCAAAGAUUUAUGAAAAGGGCAGCCCCUUGCACGUAAAAUACAUGCAAGAGUUGAUACCACGAUUUAUUAACUCAGGAAUCAUGGUAGCAUCCAAAGAGAACGAUGAUUCUGUCAAAGUGCUGAAUCCGAAUGUUGCUGCACGGCGAGGUUUUUUGCGUGCUGUAGGUGUCGCGGCUAAGGAGUUGAUCCAGCCUUGCCUAAAAGAGGCGUUUGCUGCGAUCUUUCGAUCGAUUUUGCUUCAAGAACGUGCUACAGAAGAUGAGGACCCUGGGAGUCGAGUGGCUGCAGUUCAAGCUUUGGUGGAUCUGAGCUCUCGACCUCCAGCUGAGCUUGAUUUAGACGGCAUAGAAGAUGAUGUUAUCCAGACACUCGUUCGAUGUAUCCAUAACGAUUAUCGGCUAGACGAGCGCGGAGAUGUGGGCUCCUGGGUCCGCAAAGAAUCAAUGAUUGGCAUCGAGAAACUACUUCUUGGCGAGACUACACACACGCGAAAACACAAUCUUUGGCCGGUGGGUGCAGUCGUGCAAACAAAGUAUGGCCGCGGUGUCAUAAUUGAUAGUUUGUCAGCUCGAAAACGCAAGACUGACGAAGUUGGCAAUGCAUCUGAGUUUGGCCCAGUAUGCUACGUCAAAUUUGACAAGCCAGCUUUUGGCUAUUAUUACUUUGGCCCUACCGGAGUAGGCCUUCUCCAUGUAGCAGAGGAAGCAGUCCAGAGUUCUGAUACAGGGACUGUUUGCAUCGCAGCGCAUACGAGAUCGGAGCAAGCAUCGUCGACGGCGUUUGCUCGACGAUUGUCCCUCAAUACUGUUGUCGCAAUUUUUGGAGCUCUUGCCAAGCAAUUAGCUGAAAAGCUGGAUAACAUAAGGAUGACAUCAGGAGGCAUACUAUUCCGAUUGCUUCACUCAACUUCUCCUCGCAUUGACAAUAUCCCCAAUCGCUCCGAGCUUGAAGAGAUUCUUCCAGCAACGUUGACAGUAAACUGGUCCGUAGCCCAUGAUACUUUUCCGUUAGUUGUGAAAAUGAUGGAUAUACCGGGCUUUCUGGAGGAAAUUACCGCGGGCCUCGUCAUCAGUGUCGGUGGCUUGACUGAAAGUGUCGUGAAGGCUUCAAAGAGUGCUCUUUUUGUUUGGGUGCGCGCACAUUUGCAGUCAAAGGAUUACAAUUUGCUCAGCCGAUUCAGCUUUUUCUUGGUGACAUUGCUGACUCACCACCACCAGGAUGAUCGUGUUACAAUCCCACUUAUGAAAACGAUGGCCCUGUUGCUGGAGUCCAACCUCUUGCGCUUUCUUUUUGAUAUACGCCAAACGGACGACGGUAAUCGAACAACAACAGCAGGCUUUGGAGGACGUCUAUAUGAUGCACUUCGUGAUGAGAUUCAAAGGUGUGCCUCAAUCUCAAAGCUAAGUGCUGCAAUUAGUGUACUGGUUGGUUUACUUCCAAGUGACCCUGAAACUGAAAGCAAAACCUUGCGAGCUCUCGUGUUGUUUCUGGGUCACAAGUUUCCAAAAGUGCGAAAGCUGACUGCUGAAAGGCUCUACACGCGACUCCUCCUACACGACAAAAUUGUUCACGAAGACAAGUCCGACAAUGUGGUCGAGAUCUUAAGUGACACGGCAUGGGACGCUUCGAUUCCGCAAGUGCGUAUUGCUCAAAAUGAGUUGGCAAAGCUUUUUGGCAUGGAACUGCGGCGGUCGAAAGAAGGGAGGAUCGCACCCGCAGAAUCAGCAAUAGCAACACAGGAAGAGCCAACCUACAAGACCCUUAUCAAGGAAAUGGGCUAUUAG
Molecule: messenger RNA, 4104 nt
Organism: Peronospora belbahrii
Lineage: Eukaryota; Oomycota; Peronosporomycetes; Peronosporales; Peronosporaceae
Source: the annotation of a GenBank genome assembly